GUUGUCAAGACGUGAUUGGUUGGAGGUUAUGGCUUUGAAGAGGAAGAAGCGACUCGUGUUUCCCUUAGUAUAAAGAGAAAAGUCAUUGUUAGCGCAAUGAGCUUUAUCCUAGUUUUACACGAGUACGGCUUCAUGAAGCUGUUAUUUGUUUUGCUUUGUGUUUUAUCACAAGGCGAGGGCUCCGACGAGUUCAAUUAUGUGACCUGCGGAUCUGUGGUAAAACUACUGAACACCCGGCACAACGUUAGACUCCACUCGCACGAUGUGAAGUACGGUUCAGGAAGCGGUCAGCAGUCGGUGACCGGGGUAGAGGCUGCAGACGAUGCUAACAGCUACUGGCGGAUCCGUGGGAAGCCAAACAAUGCGUGCCAGCGCGGGGCGCCAAUCAAAUGCGGCCAGACCAUCAGACUGACACACAUGAGCACCGGGAGGAACCUGCACAGCCAUCACUUUGUUUCACCACUGUCAGGCAACCAGGAAGUGAGUGCCUUCGGGGAGAGCGGGGAAGGAGAUGACCUGGACGUGUGGGCGGUGCAGUGCAGCGGGACGUACUGGGAGCGGGACGAUGACGUGCGCUUCAAACACAGCGGCACAGACGUGUUCCUGAGCAUCACCGGGGAGCAGUACGGGCACCCCAUCAGAGGGCAGAAGGAGGUCCAUGGCAUGCAGGGGCCCAAUUCCAACAGUCAGUGGAAGACCAUGGAGGGUGUGUUCAUCAAGCCCAGCACUGAGCCCCUGAGACACGAUGAACUGUGAGCUGGUCUGCUGUGUGUUCGGACCAGGAAGGGACUCGUCACCAUGUCCUCAAGUAUGAAGGCUUUUGAAAAUGGGCCCUGUGUGUUUCCCUUGCAUUUUGAAAGAUCAAUGUGAUGCUUCCUGUAGCACACGCUUCUGUUAUUUAUAAUGCUCGGGAGUUACUGUGUUGAAUUUUACUUUGUGUUGAUUUUUUUUUUUUCUUUUAUUAUUGUUAAGGCUGUAUAGGUUGAAAAAGUUUUAAAGAAAAUUAAAAUAUUAAAAAUCUCUCUAAUCGAAUACUGUAUGUGAAAAUCAAUGUAAAAUUUGAAAGAAAAUACAGAAGUUAAAUAUAAAGAUGAAUGUGAAUCCUAAAUCAUUGAAAAAAUGACUGUUUAAAAGGUAAACCACGUUUAUAUUAAAAUGUUUAAACAUUGAA
This is a messenger RNA of Acipenser ruthenus (sterlet), 1171 nucleotides long. Its product is annotated as stromal cell-derived factor 2-like. The transcript is spliced from 3 exons. Lineage: Eukaryota; Metazoa; Chordata; Actinopteri; Acipenseriformes; Acipenseridae. Bases 97 to 756 code for a protein of 219 amino acids. The record is from RefSeq and is a predicted model, not a curated record.